Molecule: messenger RNA, 2420 nt
Organism: Salvelinus fontinalis (brook trout)
Lineage: Eukaryota; Metazoa; Chordata; Actinopteri; Salmoniformes; Salmonidae
Gene: exoc6b
Product: exocyst complex component 6B
Exons: 20
Coding region: 201-2405 (734 amino acids)
Biological process (GO): intracellular protein transport; Golgi to plasma membrane transport; exocytosis
Cellular component (GO): membrane; exocyst
Source: RefSeq, a predicted model, not a curated record
GUUUCUUCUCUGUCCUGGGGUGCGUAUAUUAAUUCCGCCGAAAAAUAUUUCAUAAACAGAAGAAAACGGAACGAAACGGGGAGGGUCCUACCUGAAGUUGUCCAAUAGAAAAUUCGCUUGCUCUGUUGGCGUCGGUAAACGGUUUCCGUAAUGAAUACGCCCCUGUCCUGUGUCUGUGUUUUUCGGUAGGAUAUGGAAACAUGGCGAGCGUUGAAAUAGCAGCGGAACACGAACGCAUCCUACGGGAGAUAGAGAGCACAGACACGAACUGUAUCGGGCCGACACUCCGGUCUGUGUAUGACGGCCAGGAACAUGGUUUGUUUAUGGUGAAGCUGGACGGGAGGAUUCGUAACCAUGACAGAGACAUUGAAAAGAUGUGUAACCACCAUUUCCAAGGCUUCGUUGACUCCAUCACUGAACUACUCAAAGUCAGGGGAGAAGCACAGAAACUCAAGAGUCAGGUGACUGAGACCAACCAACGUCUCCAGGACGAUGGGAAAGGGCUGUUAACCUAUAUGGAUGAGUUGAGACUGUGUCGCCUGCAACAGAGAAACAUCGCCACAUCCAUCGACAAGUUCACACACUGCCUACCAGUGUUGGAGAUGUACAACAAACUACAGGAACAGAUGACUCAAAAAAGGUACUACCCAGCGCUGCGGACUCUAGAGCAGCUGGAACAGACGUGUCUCCCCAGAGCGGGCCAGUACAGGUUCUGUUCCAUCAUGUCUGACAAUAUCCCCAGACUGAGGACCCUCAUCAGUGAUACAGCCAUGUCUCAACUCAAAGACUUCCUGGAGUCUAUUCGGAAGCACAGCGACAAGAUAGGAGAGACCGCUAUGAAACAGGCCCAGGUCCAGCGCUCUCUGGACAGCGCUGUGUCACUCCAACAGAGAGCUGCGGUUGGUCGACGGCUGAGGAAGGAGGCGGGACUAGGGGCGGGGACUGACAUUGACGGACAGGGCAGCAGCCCAAUGUCUGAACAAGACUCUGGAGUACUGGAUGUAGAGGAUGAGGAGGAUGAAGAUGAGGUACCAGUGGCCCAGGAGUUGGUAGACUUUUCUCCAGUGUACCGAUGCCUCCACAUCUAUACCGUUCUGGGUUCCCGGGAGCAGUUUGAGAACUACUACAGGAAUCAGAGAAGGAAACAGGCUCGCCUCGUACUGCAACCCCACUCCAACAUGCACGAAACCUUGGAAGGAUACAGGAGGUACUUCAAUCAAAUAGUAGGGUUCUUUGUGGUGGAGGACCAUAUUCUCCACACUACCCAGGGCUUGGUGAACAGGGCUUAUGUAGAAGAGCUGUGGGAGCUAGCACUGUCCAAGACCAUCGCUGCCCUGCGCACACACUCCUCGUACUGCACUGACCCAGACCUGGUGUUGGAUCUGAAGAAUCUCAUUGUGCUGCUGGCAGACACACUGCAGGGCUAUGGGUUCCCAGUGUCUCAGCUGUUUGAUAUGAUGUUUGAGAUGAGAGAGCAGUAUGGAGAGAUAUUACUGAAGAAAUGGAACCUCACAUUCAGGCAGGUGUUGGACCAGGAUAACUUUAGUCCCAUCCCCGUGGCAACAGAGGAGGAAUACAGACAGUUCACUUCCCAGUUCCCCUUCCAAGAUCCUGAACUGGACAAGCUUCCGUUCCCUAAGAAGCUUCCGUUCUCUGAGUUUGUUCCUCAAGUCUACUCUCAGCUCAAAGAGUUUGUCUACGCCUGCCUCAAGUAUUAUGAAGAUCUGCACCUCAGCUCUACAGAGAUCGAUGAUGUGAUCCGUAAGUCGACCAACCUGCUGUUAACCAGAACGCUCAGUAACUGUCUACAGUACGCAAUGAAGAAGAAGAACGUAGGACUGGCUGAGCUGGUUCAGGUGAUCAUCAACACGACCCAGCUGGAAGCAUCAUGUGUUUACCUGGAGGAGUUCAUCUCCAACAUCACUAAUGUUCCCCCCGAUACCGCCAACGCCACCAAGCUCUACGGCACGUCCACGUUUAAGGAUGCGAGGCAUGCAGCAGAGGAGGAGAUCUACACCAAUCUGAACGCUAAGAUCGACCAGUUCCUUCAGCUGGCAGACUACGAUUGGACAGCAGCCCAGGGGGGCGGGGCUCCGAGCGACUACCUGAGUGACCUCAUCGCCUUCCUCUGUUCCACCUUCUCUGUCUUCACACACCUGCCGGGUAAAGUAGCCCAGACAGCCUGCAUGUCAGCCUGUAAGCAUCUCUCCACCUCUCUGCUCCAGCUGCUGCUGGAGACAGACGUCCGACAGGUGUCUAUGGGAGCUCUGCAGCAGUUCAACACAGACGUCAAGGAGUGCGAGAGGUUUGCCAGAGCGGGGCCGGUACCCGGCUUCCAAGGAGACACGCUGCUGCUCGCCUUCUCUGAUUUGAGACAAGUAAGUCUUUGUUUUUCUUUAUUAUAGCACUCCCUCUCUCUU